AUGAGAUAUUCAGCAGUUUCCUUGACUUUAUUGGCUACUUUGGCCUCUUUUGCUGUAGCUAAAGAUAAAGAUACUACUGAAGAAAACAAAGAGGUCACUACCUUGACUUCUCGUUUACCAUUCACUGAUACCACUCACAACACCAAGAAGUACGGUAAAUUCAACAAGACUAAGAAAUCUCACAAGCCAACUAUCUCUGGUACUAAGAAAUACGGUAAAUUCAAUAAAACCAAGAAAUCUCAUAAGCCAACUAUAUCAGGUACUAAGAAAUACGGUAAAUUCAACAAGACUAAGAAAUCUCACAAACCAACUAUUUCUGGUACUCACAAAUAUGGUAAAUUCAACAAAACCAAGAAAUCUCACAAACCAACUAUUUCUGGUACUCAUAAAUAUGGUAAAUUCAACAAAACCAAGAAAUCUCACAAACCAACUAUUUCUGGUACUCACAAAUAUGGUAAAUUCAACAAAACCAAGAAAUCUCACAAAACCCAUUUCAAGAGAGAUAUCAUCACCGAAGCCCCAGAAAGACCACAAGAAACAGAACCAGUUGAAGUUGAAUUUGAAACUGAAGAUAUUGAAACCCGUGCCAGAAUUGUUGAAAGAGAUAUCGAAAAUGUGGCUGGUAUGAACUCUAUGAAUAUAUUUGGUAUGGCUGCUGGUCCUGCUCUUGUUGCCGGUGCUUUAUUAUUAUUAUAG
Messenger RNA from Henningerozyma blattae CBS 6284, 696 nucleotides. RefSeq lists its product as uncharacterized. NCBI's taxonomy places the organism in Eukaryota, Fungi, Ascomycota, Saccharomycetes, Saccharomycetales, Saccharomycetaceae. The record is from RefSeq and is a predicted model, not a curated record. The transcript has a single exon. The coding region runs from base 1 to 696 and encodes 231 amino acids.